GAUAAGCUAUCACGUGCGAAGGUCCAUCCGCAGGAUUCCGUAAAGAUGACGUGUGACGGGAUGCAGGUGCAAGGAAUGCAUCAGGAAUACAACAGAAGAGACGUGGGACUCCUUCAUCCCGAUUGGCGAAAGUUUCCUCACGUACAGCUUUACGGAUGGACCGCGCACCACGAACAUCAAUGGAAAUAUCUGCACAAUAUGAUCGUUAAAGGCGCCUUGGAAUCGGCUUACUACGCCACGGAGACGCAGUACAAGGCAGCCUCUUUGAGCAACCAGUACACCGUCCUCUCGAGACCGAUUGUCAGCAACGUAAAGGAGGUGAUCGAGUUGCUAAGGCGGAAUCAACAGUUCGGCAAUUAUUCGCACAGUCUUGCGGAAUCUGCAGAAUACGACGCCGACGACGAAUCUGAUGAUAAACCCAGACUACGAUGCCGCGAGAAAAAAUAUCGCUGGUUAGAAACGGCAGUGUAACUUUUAUACAUAUACAAGAAAUGUAUACAUUAAAUCUCAUGUAAAGAAUGAGUAACG
Cephus cinctus (wheat stem sawfly) is the source of this 528-nucleotide messenger RNA. RefSeq lists its product as uncharacterized. The coding region runs from base 46 to 471 and encodes 141 amino acids. The transcript has 4 exons. The record is from RefSeq and is a predicted model, not a curated record. Lineage: Eukaryota; Metazoa; Arthropoda; Insecta; Hymenoptera; Cephidae.